AUGCCCUACAAGGUUGCUGUUCUUACAGCAGCCGCGGAUGCGAGCGCGGAUAAGUCAGGUCCACUGCUUCGAGAUAUCCUCGCUAGCCAGGGCGGGGACUUCAACAUCGCUAAGUCUUCGAUCGUGCCGGAUGACAAAGAACAAAUAUCCAAUAUUGUCAAGGAAUGGUGUAGUAGCGGACAGAUCGAUUGGAUCGUGACCACCGGAGGGACGGGCUUUGGAGUUCGCGACUGCACACCUGAGGCAAUCGCGCCUCUCAUCGAGCGCCAUGCACCGGGUCUGGCCCACGCUAUGAUGGCGCAUUCUCUUACGCAAACUGCGCUUGCGGCACUCGCACGACCAGUUGCGGGUACGAUCGACAAGACAUUUAUUGUCACUCUUCCCGGAAGUUCGAAAGCCGUCAAGGAGAACAUGGAUGUCCUUUUGGGGAAUGGUCUGGUGUUGCAUGCUUUGGACUUGAUCGCAGGAGGAAGCGGGAAAACGGUGCAUGCUGGGAUGGGGACAGGACAUGCGUCCACAUCAACUCAACCGACCGAUUCUGUGCAGGUCCAUCAUCACCAUCAUCAUCACCACGAGCAUGUAUCUCAAAAUCACACUCAUCAUGUUCCCAUACCAAGAACACUGCUCAGCCAUGAUCCAACACAGCCAGUCUCACUGCGACACCGGGAAUCGCGAUAUCCACUUCUAGAUUUGGAUGCUGCCAUCGAUCUUGUGAUUAAACACUCGAGGCUAUUGGAAAUUGUUGAGAAACCGUUUAGCGUGGCUCUCUCUGGCCAUGUACUUGCAGAAGAUGUUUACGCUCCACAGGAUGUCCCAAACACACGAACCACAAACGUGGAUGGCUACGCCGUCCGAGCGUCUGACGAGCCUGGUAUAUAUCGCGUUUUGUCGCCUCUGCUGGUUCCUCGCAACAAGAACGUACCAAACGGGUACAUAUAUCGGAUAAAUACGGGUUCGCCGUUACCCCCGAAUAUGGAUGCGGUGAUAAUGGUGGAAGAUACGAAGCUGAUCUCCUCUGUCGAGAGUGACGGCGACGAUAAUGGAGAAGAGGUUGAGGUCGAGACACUCGCCAAGAUGGAGGUGGGCGAAAACACACGAGCACCAGGCUCUGAUGUCAAGAAAGGUGCCCUUGUCCUUCAAAAGGGGUUAGUACUAAAAAGCGGGGGAGGCGAGCUCGGAACCGUCGCUUUCGUUGGUCAGAAGAAGGUACUAUUUCUUAUGGCGUCUGCAACGCUGUACCCAUCAAUUGUCCAGGUGCAAGUCAUCCGCAAACCAGUCGUUGCCAUCCUGUCGACCGGCAAUGAGAUCGCGGAUGUCUCGGGCAUCGGACCUGGAACUGACGGCGAAGAUUGGACAGGAAUUUGGGACACCAACCGUCCAAGCCUUCAAGCAUUGUUACAAGGCAUGGGAUAUGAUGUGGUGGAUCUCGGCAUUGUGAAGGAUGACAUCAAGUCACAUGUAGACGCUCUAACGGAAGGUCUUCUUUCUGCAGAUAUCAUUAUCACAACCGGUGGUACUUCUAUGGGCUCCACAGACCUAUUGAAGCCAGUGAUUGAGCGUUAUUUGAAUGGAACAAUCCGUUUCGGACGGGUGAAGGUCAAACCUGGCAAACCUACAACUUUCGCCACUUUGGAACACCACGGGAAAACGAAGUCGAUUUUUGCCCUUCCUGGAAAUCCAGCUUCGGCUUUGGUGUGUUUCUACAUUUUUGUCGUACCAGCAUUGCGAACAAUGGGUGGCUGGCCUGCAAGUGAGCGCAAGUUGCCUACCGUUACUGUUACUCUACAAGAUCCAUGUCCGAGAGAUCCGAGGCCGGAGUACCACCGAGUGCACGUGCAUGCAACUUCGGACGGUCUCAAUGCAUUCUCUACAGGAGGGCAGCGCUCCAGUCGAGUCGCCAGCUUGAGUGGGGCAAAUGGGCUGGUCUACGUCCCACCCGGGACGAAAGAAGAUCAUGCUCCUCUUCCGACAGGAAGCAAGGCUCGAGCCGUGUUAAUCGGGGAGUUGUACAAUUAA
This is a messenger RNA of Dacryopinax primogenitus, 2016 nucleotides long. Its product is annotated as molybdenum cofactor biosynthesis protein. The transcript is spliced from 8 exons. Gene Ontology annotation, molecular function: molybdopterin molybdotransferase activity. Gene Ontology annotation, biological process: Mo-molybdopterin cofactor biosynthetic process; molybdenum incorporation into molybdenum-molybdopterin complex. Bases 1 to 2016 code for a protein of 671 amino acids. Lineage: Eukaryota; Fungi; Basidiomycota; Dacrymycetes; Dacrymycetales; Dacrymycetaceae. Gene Ontology annotation, cellular component: cytosol; cytoplasm. The record is from RefSeq and is a predicted model, not a curated record.